Molecule: messenger RNA, 2334 nt
Organism: Dunckerocampus dactyliophorus (ringed pipefish)
Lineage: Eukaryota; Metazoa; Chordata; Actinopteri; Syngnathiformes; Syngnathidae
Gene: ash2l
Product: ash2 like, histone lysine methyltransferase complex subunit
Exons: 17
Coding region: 12-1790 (592 amino acids)
Cellular component (GO): Set1C/COMPASS complex
Molecular function (GO): transcription cis-regulatory region binding; protein binding
Source: RefSeq, a predicted model, not a curated record
UGAAUUCAAACAUGGCGUCAGAAGGAGAAGCGGGUAGCGGAGUAGUGGCUGAAGCCGACACAGCGAAGAGUGACGCUGCGUUCAGCGAGCUUCCGGUCAGCAUGGACACAGAGUCAUCCGGCGGCAAGGAGGGCAUGGUGACGGGCGAUGCCUCUGAGGCGGCCGACACCCUUACGGGGUCGGGGGACGAGGACAACGGGAGACAGUUAGGGGAAGUGGAGUUGCAGUGCGCCUUGUGUACAAAGUGGUUCACUGCCGACACGUUUGCCAUCAACACAGCGACUUGUCUCCCCUUCAUGACCAACUAUGUGUUCCACUGCAACGUUUGUCAUCACAGCGGCAACACGUAUUUCCUCAGGAAACAAGCCAACCUGAAGGAGAUGUGUCUCACAGCGCUGGCGAACCUGACGUGGAGGUCCAGAACCCAAGACGAGCACCCCAAGACCAUGUUCUCUAAAGACAAGGAUAUCAUUCCCUUCAUUGACAAGUAUUGGGAGUGCAUGACCACCCGACAGAGGCCCGGGAAGCUCACCUGGCCAAACAACAUUGUGAAGACGAUGAGCAAAGAGCGAGAUGUUUUCCUGGUCAAGGAACAUCCUGACCCCGGCAGUAAAGACCCAGAGGAGGAGUACCCCAAGUUUGGCCUGCUGGACCAGGACCUAGGUAACAUCGGACCGUCGUAUGACUCGCAGAAGCAGUCCGCUGUGCCGCCCGCUGCAGGAGGCCUCAACGGUGGAAACGCUUACUCAGGCGCCUUAGCUCCUGUGCCUGGAAAAGGAAGAGGAGCCAAGCGUAAACAGCAGCAGCAGCAAGAGGGGGCCACCGCAGGAGCCACCAAGAGGACUCGAAGCGACCCGCUCUUCUCAGCCCAGCGUCUUCCCCCCCACGGUUACCCACUCGAGCACCCGUUCAACAAAGAUGGCUACCGCUACAUCCUGGCCGAGCCGGACCCCCACGCCCCUGACCCAGAGAAGCUGGAGCUGGACUGCUGGGCCGGGAAGCCCAUCCCAGGGGAUCUGUACCGGGCGUGUCUGUACGAGAGGGUGCUGCUGGCUUUACACGACCGAGCGCCCCAGCUGAAGAUUUCAGAUGACCGACUGACUGUGACGGGCGAGAAGGGCUACUCCAUGGUGCGAGCCUCCCACGGCGUGCGGAAAGGCGCCUGGUACUUUGAGGUGUCCGUGGAUGACAUGCCUCCUGAGACGGCGGCCCGUCUCGGCUGGUCGCAGCCACUUGGCAACCUGCAGGCACCGCUGGGCUAUGAUAAGUUCAGCUACUCGUGGCGCAGCAAGAAGGGUACACGCUUCCAUCAGUCCAUGGGGAAACAUUACUCGUCGGGAUACGGUCAAGGAGACACGCUGGGCUUCUUCAUCGAGCUGCCAGACAACACGGAGACAGCCAAGGCGCUUCCUGACACCUACAAGGACAAGGCGCUCAUCAAGUUCAAGAGCUACCUGUAUUUUGAGGAGAAGGAUUACGUGGACAAAGCAGAGAAGAGCCUGAAGGCCAUGAGCCCCAGCAGGAUGAUCUUCUACAAGAAUGGGGUGAGCCAAGGCGUGGCCUUUGAGAACCUGUUUGAAGGCCUCUACUUCCCUGCCAUCUCCCUCUACAAGAGCUGCACGGUGUCCGUCAACUUCGGCCCACAUUUCAAACAUCCCCCAAAAGACAUCCGUUACAAGCCGAUGAGCGACAUGGGCUGGGGCGCCGUCAUCGAGCACACGCUGGCCGACACGCUCUACCACGUGGAGACCGACGUGGACGGGCGACGCAGCCCGCCGUGGGAGGGGUGAGCCCCCGCCUCCCCCUCACACAUCUGUGGAAACAGGCAGCUGGUUUUAUCACCAUUAUCAAUAUUUACACUCUGUAGCAGACACCUCUUCUAAUUGCUUCAUUUUUAUUUAAAAUACGUUUAAAUAAAAACGAAUUAGUGUGACAAGAGCAGACAUUCGUCAGCCUUUUGCGUUAGAGCAGGGGUGUCCAGACUGGCCAGCGAGGGCCGCGUACGCCAAAAUCAAAGAAUAUGGGGGACAUGUAGAUACGCUAACAAGUUAUUUAUGUUUCAAGACGAACCUAAUUUUGCAAAAAUUGAAACUUUCUUCUUUGUUUCGUUACUAAAAUUGCAGAAAUUGUGGAAAUAUUUUUUCUUAUUCUUUUUCAUGUUUUUGUCAUCAUUUUCUAAUAUUAAUAUCUGCUGCAAAUGGCCGCCUGUCCACACUUUGGACACCCCUGCAAUGACACACAAGACACGUACGGAUGUGUUGCUCCACCGUCUUCUCACUGUGUGCAUUUUUUUUUAAAGGACGCAAAUAAAAGUAUGCCAUGUUCUGUUUAAAA